Xyrichtys novacula (pearly razorfish) is the source of this 10282-nucleotide messenger RNA. The record is from the annotation of a GenBank genome assembly. Lineage: Eukaryota; Metazoa; Chordata; Actinopteri; Labriformes; Labridae.
CUUUUUUCUCUCUCUCCAUAGAAACAAUUCCUUGGCAACCAUUAAGAGUGCCAGUUGUAUUCGUAGUGCUCCGUGCCCUCUCAGCUCCCUCACACAUACCCUUCCUCGCCCUCUCCAUCACUCACAUCCUGUCUCUGUCUCUCUCUUUCCCUGUGGCUCCCCCCUUUGUGUAUGUGAGCUUUUAUCUAAGCGUGUCUGCAUGUGAGUCAGCUGCAUCCUCAGCACCUGGGACAUUACCUCCAGUUUCCACCGGGAAGCUGCAUCGCUGACUGUGUGAGUUUUUCAGAUCUGUUGCUGUUGCAUUUUGUGAAUCAACUUAACUUUGCUCUUUGUUUUGAAUUAUUUACUUGUUAAUUUAAUCAUGGUCAUUAGCUAUGUAUUAUGGAAAAAUAACAACAUUGGAUACUUUAAUGGUACGACUUUCUAGUAAUUUACUGUUAUUGUUGUUUUUUUUAUCUUAAAAUUAUGAAAAAAAAAUCAAAUAUUUUGUUAUCCUGUAACUCAUGUAACUAAUUCAUAUUAUUUUACUCUCUUAUUGUCAUGACUCACUGUUUUAGUCCCACCACUGUGCACUUGCUUCAUGAAAUUGAAAGUGUGUGUUCUCACCUCACUUGCUUUUUAAGCUGCCCCUUGUGAAAGCACCCUGCUUGUCAGCUCUUCAAGUUUGCUGAUCGGGGGUCUACACCAGAAUUUUUGCAGGCGCAUAACAGAGGAGAGGGAGGUCAGCAUGGGCUCCAGCUCCUCCUCCUAUGCCCCCAAAACCAUCUACCUGGAUGUGGAUGGGAAAGUGCAAAAGGUGGGUUUAAUUCCUGUGAAAAUACUUUAAUUUGUGUUUUUUAAUCAUUAAAUAAUUGGGUGUUUUUUAUGUGUGAUUCUUCCCUCUCCCAAUGUCAGUGAGGUGAUGUGAUUGGAGAUAUAUUUAAGAUGUAUUUUCUCUUGUUUGAGGUUCUCAUUCAGAAGGCUUGCAGAGUAUUGACCUUUUACUUUAUUUUACGCCAGAACAUAAUCUUAUAUCCUGUCUCUGAAACUAGAAAAAAAUUCAACUUCAAUAUAAAAAUGACUCAAAAAAUGACGUACAUUUGUAAAGGUAGGAAAUAAAAUACUUCUGUUUAUUUAUUCGUUUAUUUAUCUUUUGAACCAACAAAUUAUAACCAGGGCAAUUACCUGAUUCAAUUCUAAAUCACCUUCUUGACUCACUUAGCAGGUUUUCCCCGUAGACCAACUUUACCUGCAGAGGAGCUAAAAUUAGAUGCUGAUGCGGUGCAGUUUGCCUUGCAGGUGUUACUGACAGAAUCGAACACUCAUUCUCAGCAGCCUUAUCCUCUGCUUUAAAACUCUUAAGGUGUUGGAUCAAGACCUUUGCCUUUCCUUACAUGCAAAAGAAAAAAAAAAAAACACCAGAAUCCAAAAUGUAAAUGACUGAUUUAACAGAAAUAAAAAUGUGAACAGGAAAUUUGGUAUGACACUGGAUAACUUAGGCGUUUUAAUUGUAGUGACAGUAGAGCUGCAGCUUUAGAAACAUAUUUACAGUCGUGAAAAAUGGUUAAAGGCCUGACUCUCAGGUUUCAGCGUUCCAAACAUACUGACAUUCAGAUUAAUGGAGCACUUGCUGAUCUGGUGAAGUAGAGUGCUUCAAGUACAUAGCUGGAAAUGACACAUGUCUUUUCAAGGGCCCCAAGCCGCCAAGCCUGGGGCUGAAUGUUUGUCUGCUACACCUGCUCACCUCAAGAUUGAAGAUCACAGAUUUUACACUCCAAGGCUUUGCUAACACAAGCUCCUGAGGUAGAUCUUGUACUUGUUAAAGAUGAACCAUAACAAGGCUUUUUCACUAGGAUGAUAGCAUGACAGGUCUGGGUGAUGUUGACCACCCUUCAGCUGUCUUGUCUUUCUUCUCACUGGUCUGUUGACUUGAUCCUCUUCAACUACAUAAAGGAACCAACCCUAACUUUACAUUCUCGUGUGACUCAGCUGUCUAAAAAACAUGAAAUUUGAUAACCUUUUUUGCCGAGAACACUGCGGCUGUUUUCAAAAGCACAGCUGCUGUUUGUGCACAGGUGUGCCUCUAGAAAGUGUGGACACAGAUAACACAUGAUUUGUCAUUCAUAAUACCCCACAGUGUUUUAAUUUAAAUAUACAAAUUGAGAAUUAAGUUUGUAUUUGAUUUAAGAAACCAGUUUAAAAUGUUUUAUCUCACAGGUGGUGUUCAGUCGACACUGCAGCCCAUGUGACAUUAAGGAGCUCCUGUGUUCCUCAUCCAACAUUCCCAGGUUUGUUGAUUUGAUACACUCUGUAAAAAGUAUUAUUUUAGACAAUCAGGGCUUAGCUAGGUAAAAAAGCAAAACAACCACGACAACUGGAUUUAUUGUUUUUGCCAGUAUGUGAUGCGUCACUUCCUUUUGAGGACAAAAGAGUUCAACUGUGUCUUUAUCAACAUUGUUUUGACAUUUGUGGGACACUGGAGCACACAUCAUGUCAACUAUGCUGUGAUGAAUGAUGUUAAACCAGUACCUCUGGUUGCCUUUGAGUUUACGUUUGCAAAGUCUGGUCUUUUCUACAUCACAGUUAGUAAUUUUAUGUUACAAAUAGGUACAUGACACAAAUGUAGUCUUAAUCCCAAUAAAAUGCUGCUGAUUUUGUCCCAUAGACUGUCCAAAGAGACCACCAGAAUCAACAUGAGCGCUCCCCACCAUCAGUGCCUUCAGAGUGGGGUGUUGCUCUGCUUCAUCAGUUCUCAGCUUGUGCUCUUCUUACAGGAAUACUGCCAUCAUGAUGGUGAACCCAGAGGGUGCCUUGGUCUCCAUAGAUCCCACCAUGCCCACCAACUCUCAAAAGUAACACAAACAGAAUAUUGAUGUUAUUUUCUGUAGUAACCAUCAUCUCACUUUGUUGGUUUUUACAAAACUUUGACCUGUUUUCUUUUUUCAAGAAUGAAUUACUUUCCUCUGAUUUCCUUUCAGCUCUCUGUACAAGGUUGUCCCUCUGUCUACAGGUCAACUUGGAGGUAAACUGUCAGCAACAUUUUUAUUUUAUCUAAUAAGUUAAUAAUAUAUACAUAUGUAUUAAAUAAGCUGGGAUUGUUGUUUAGGAUGACUUAUAAGGACUUACUUAUGUCUGCAGAGAAGGAGGACAUGUUUCAGAACGUGCUGUCCCAGGUGGCAGAUCAGUUCAGCAGGUAACACCUCGGUUGUUUAUGUUAUGUUAUGGCUGAAGACUACCAGUCCCCACCCCCACACAUACCUCACACACACAUACCUGUCAGCAGUAACUCAGAGACAACACAUGCUGCAACCCAUAGAGACGGGUUUAAUCAGACAACAAGUUCUCCCACCAUUUCCUUGGCCUGAUUCCAGUGAUUUUGUCCUUAACUGACCAUUUUUAUUCCUCCUAUUCUUCAUAUAUUCUCUGUUCACAGAGCAUUUCGUAUCAAUGAGUUGAAGACUGAAGUCACCAACAGGUUAGCGAUGCUGGAGAAGAGAGUGGAAUGUGAGUGCUUCACACAGUUUAAGAGAAAUAAUCCCUAAAAAGAAAUUGAUCCCCAGAGCUGCAGUGAACUAUAAUAUUUGUGUCGUUUUUAGUGGAAGGCCUGAAGGUAGUGGAGAUUGAAAAGUGUAAAAAUGACUUAAAGAAGCUCCGAGAUGAGAUGACAUCAAGAGGUGGUGGCAGGUAAAUGAAAAGUGUAUAUAUGAGAUGUCUUUCUGCAGAUAUUGGCAGAAACCAGAUCAUGCAAAAUAAAUGUUCUUGUCUUUUAAAUUCAGAGUAAACUGCCCGUGCAAAUACAACUUUUCAGACGAUGGCAAAAAAGUCACUCCACGACGAGAUGUUCCCAAUUACCCAAAGGUAUGUCUGCAUGCAAAAUAAAAACCUUCCCUCUUACAAGAGUAGAUUUACUCCAUCCAUCUUCUUACAUCUUUUCACGUACUAACGGUUCUCCCUGUUUGGUGUGUACAGUACACACUGUCUCAGGAGACUGUGGAGGCUCUCAAAAAGCCAACAUUUGAUGUCUGGCACUGGGAACACAAUGAGGUAUUGCACUUCAGAAACACAAUCACUUGUUUUCCCCCAUGAUAACAGCAAAUGAACUCUGAAUUUCUUUUUCUCUCUUUUUAUGGCUCCAGAUGCUGAGUUGUUUGGAGUACAUGUACCAUGACUUGGGACUUGUGAAGGAAUUUAAUAUGAACCCCAUCACACUCAAACGCUGGCUGGUAAAACAUUUAUUAUCUUUGACAAGGAUGGAGGUACUUUUUGUUUUGAACUUUUUCAGCCAUUUAGAGAAAAUUUCCUGCCUUAUAGUUGGCGAUUCAGGAGAAUUACCGCAACAACCCUUUCCACAACUUCCGCCAUUGCUUCUGCGUGAGUCAGAUGAUGUAUGGCAUGAUCCACCUUUGCAACCUACAGGUAUGAAGCCUACAUUUUUGUAUCUGUGUUUUUAAGCUAAAAGAUAGACUUGUAGCUCAUUAAAAUAGAUCAUUUUCAAGUUUAUGUUUUAUAUACACUGUCUUGUCCAGGAGAAGCUGACGCUCACAGAUAUGGGUAUUCUAAUGACAGCUGCUGUGUGUCAUGACCUGGACCACCCCGGCUACAACAACACGUAAGAUUCACUGUUCCGUCUGUAGAGGUGUUGACAGAAUUUGCACUGCAGAUGCCCAGUGACCCCAGUAUGUUUUGACAUCUUCUACACAACACUGUUGUCAGUGAACUGUGAAACUAGUUCAGCAUGGAGAGAGUUAAGGUAUGAAAACAUUCACAUUAUCAUGUCGAGGUUCAGGCAGGCUAGGGCUUCUCUUAAUGGGUAAAUUUUAUGAGAUUGAACUGCUUAUCUAUCCACUCACCUGUGUCAUCCAUCCAUCAGGUACCAAAUUAAUGCCCGCACAGAGCUGGCGGUGCGUUACAAUGACAUAUCACCGCUGGAGAACCACCACUGCGCUGUGGCCUUCCAGAUCCUCUCCUUGCCAGAGUGCAAUAUCUUUGCAAAUGUGGAUCCAGAGGCGUUCAAACAGAUCCGACAAGUCAGAUGAAAAAAACCUUCAUUAGACACAGACAUUUUUUUAUAUUUUAAAGACUAUUUUGAUUAUUAAAUUAGAUUCUCAAGCUGUUUUGCUCUGAUGUUACUAGGCAAUCAUCACCCUCAUUCUGGCCACAGACAUGGCCAGACACGGCGAGAUACUAGACUCCUUCAAACACAAAGUGGACAACUUUGAUUUCACCAAUGAAGAGCAUGUGACAUGUGUAUGUAUACAAUAUGCCUGGCAAGAUCACUCUGCUUCUCCAUCUGGUAUUACUUCAUGACUGGUUCCAAUCAGAUGUCAGUAGAUGUCCCUAGAAAAGUUCAGCCAUAUUUAUGUUGAUUACAUUUCUUUUAAGUGGUUUUAUUUCUCUGUGUUUGUGUGAAUGCAGCUAAAGAUGGUUUUGAUCAAGUGCUGUGAUAUUUCCAAUGAGGUGAGGCCAACUGAGGUCGCAGAGCCAUGGGUUGACUGCCUCCUGGAGGAGUACUUCAUGCAGGUAACCUUAAUGAAAGCACUUGAAAAUCCAAAGUCUUAAUCAGUCAGGUCAACUCAGACACCAAACUGUCUGCAUCACAUCAGUGUUUCCACUUGUGUGCUUCUCAGAGUGACAGGGAGAAGUCUGAGGGCCUCCCUGUGGCUCCCUUCAUGGACAGAGAUAAGGUCACUAAACCCACUGCUCAGAUCGGAUUCAUCAAGUUUGUCCUAAUCCCAAUGUUUGAGACUGUCAUGAAGGUACGAUAGUGAGUGUACACAUGUGCUUGUUAAAAAUGCACACGUUCAUUGACAAGUAAAGCUCUCUCUGGGGCGUCCAACAGCUUUUCCCUCAGAUCGAAGAGAUCAUGGUUCAACCUUUGAGAGACUCUCGUGACCACUAUGAGGAGCUGAAACAGAUUGAUGAUGCCAUGACAGAGGUAGAACCUAUUCUAUACUAUUCUAUUCUAUUCUGCUCUAUUAUGUCUGUAACAAAUUUCAUCUGCUAUGUCAAGUCAGCAUCUUUUAGCACAUUUUAAUGUUCCUGACAUGUUGACUUGUUGGUAAGCAACAUAGUCACAAUCACAUACACAUGCAAACACAUGGAGUCACAUAUGUGCCAUUCCCGUGUUAACACAUGUAAACAUUAUUGGUUAUUAGCUGACAAUGUAGCUAUCACAUGUAGUUGUCUAGAUAUUAAAAAAGUAGAAGUGGAAGACUACAUAGAAAAUAGUGUCAGAUGUUUUCCAGUUUAAACCUUGAAUACUCAAAGUGAGAGGAUUUAUGCCAAUCUGAUAGAUAUUUGUUAAUUCCUGUUAAAGGCAACAGAUACAAAUGUACGAAAAUGUUAUGUUCACGCAUGUUUUCAUCAAUUUUAGAUGACUUGAUAGCAAGAAUCAUCUUCUAGCCUUCUUCUAGUUAGCUGCCAUGUUUGACCUCCAUGCUUCUGUUGUAGUCCAGAAUGCACAGUCCAGCUAGCUUGACUGUUCUUGCAUGUGUGCAUGUAAGAGUAUCAUCAGCAUACAUUUGCUUGUUCAAAUCAAGGCACUGUUACCAGUAAGAUUACCACACUGUAAUCUAUAUUACUUUUAAGGACAAACAUGUCUGGGUUACAUAUUACGAGAAAGUGUACUACCUGCUGCGUAAUUUGACUCAUUUUGAGAGGCUCAGACCCAAGCACCAAUCAUAGUGUGCCCUGAGUUGAACUAUUACUUAGAAGAUGCACUUCCUGUUCAUUUUUAAUUUUUUUUUUUUUUUUUUUAAUGUAAGAUAAGAUAAGAUAUAUAAGAUAUUCUAAUUCAAAUUCAACUUUAUUUUUAUGGCACUUUUCAGACAAAAAAUGUAGUUCACAGUGCCUCGUAGAGGCUUAAAACAACAAUUAACAACAACAAAACACAACCCUCCUACCCACACACCCACCCAUGGACCCACACGCACACAAAGACACACACCCACCCUCACUCACUCACCCACACAUACACACCCAAGCGCACACAGUGUGAGAAUUGAAGAUAUGUUGUCUAAGAUAUAUUGUCCUUUGAUAGUCCCACAGAGGGAAAUUCCAAAACUACAACAGCAUAGAUACAAAAAGAGAAAUUAAAGGAUAAAGAAACUUAGAGUUAAAAAAAGAGAUGAGUCUUAUUUACUAUAUACAUGUGUACAGAAUACACAUAUAAUAUGAUUUACUGCACACUGAGGUUUCUGUUGUGGAGUCUGUAAAUCCUGAAUAUUGAAAAACCACAUAUUUUCAUUCAUGUAACUUAUUUCAGCUGGGUGGGGUCACACAUGCAUCAAACCACUUGCUAACAUAAAGGUGUGUCUUUUGUUCAAUGAGGCACAGAAGAAAAAAACUGAAAAUAUGUCAUUAGGCGGGAAGAAGAAGUAAGCUCUGCAGUGAGUGAGUGCAGUGGUGUCUGUGUAAGUAAAAGAAACUGACUUAUUGGUUGUGCUUUAGUGUUAGUGUCAUGAGUGCACUCUGUUUCUGCCUCUGCCUGAACUCUCCACAGCAAUUCUACUCUCUACCGACACCAGAAUUUUAUGAAUGAGCAGCACUUUCAUCUCUUUGGUUUCCUCUUUUGAGCCGACAUCAGGGGGUUUGCAUCAUUUUAGCUUUAAACUAACACUAUACUGUAGUGGAUUCAAAAGGGCUGGUUUAGUAUGAGAAGUAUUCUUCUUUGCAAGAAUAGAGUUCUUGGCUGAUUGAGAGUUAAAGAGCGAACAAAGAAAAAAACAUCUGAGGCUGAAGUGGUGAAAUUGCUGCUGAUUUGUUUCACCCUUGAACAACAUGUCUUCUUUUUUCGCAGUGACCAGAUGCUCUAACCGCUUUUCUGUCAUUUCAUAGAAGACUUUUCCACAGAUCUGGACUGAAGCUGCCUCUAGAUUCUGAGUGGGUUUUGACUCUCAUAAUUAAGAAAGCCAUUCGUCACUCACAGAUCUAACGAGACAGCUUCAGUCCAAAAGUGUCUGUUUGUCGUUGGUGAUAACCACCCAGUCUUUUGGUGGUUGGGCAUGAUUUGUGCUAAUCUAGGCAGACUCUAAAUCACUGGGUUGGUGUGUAAACCUAGUUGUAGUCUCAGCUUUCCUCCUCAACAUGCCGCUGUUUCUUUGUCUUUCUUAUCCAAGCUCUUGUCUUAUCCGCAGGGGUCUUCUUUCAUGUUCAGAUUAAGGACAGACUUAAAAAAAGUUGACUGAGGCGUUUGGUGCGGACAGCCUGUGCUGAACCAAGAUGACAGAUGGAACAGGAGGGGAAGAAACAAGACUUCAUGGCUACAUACUGAGCUAAACUUAGGCGUCAAUGUGGCAGAUUUUGAACUUUGACUUAGACUUUUGCACUGGAUGUAACAGAAAGGAACCUUGUGGCCUCUCUGCAUUUUUAUGGUGUUUAUGUUGCUCUCUUUACUUUUAUAUCUGCAGUGCCUCCUGGAUAUGAAGGACCCGUUUUGUUAGAAAUUAAACGAUUAUGUCAGAUCACCGUUCAUUUUGGAAGUGUAAGAUGGCAGCAAAAAAGGCCUCAUGUUGCUGUGUUCAAAACCACAGACCUUUCUUUUUAUUUGUUUGUUCCCAUUUUCUCUGGUGUAAAAAUGAAAUGCGCCGUAUUGGGAUGUUUUCACCUCUAUGGAGCAUUUUGUUUAAUUAACACGGUUUCCUGGGUGUUUUUUAAACUAUAAUUUGCACCUUAAUUUCUUUUUUGUUUGCAAACAGUAAGCCGUACACCUUCAUAAAUCUAUGUGUUUUUUUUUCUUUCACCACUUGAAAAAAAUGGGCUACAACACUGAGUGUCUGGCUCUUUUUGAUUUGACAAAUACACAAAGUGAAAACUAUCCAAAAACCAUUAAACAGUUACUACACGAUGACUAAAAAUAUCAACUAUACUUUCAAAUGUGUUUUGCAUGCUGGCACAUGAGUGUUUUAUAUAAAUACUGUAGAUAAACACCUUAAUGAUAGACGGUUUAUGUCUUUAACUUUUUGACAUAUCACACUCUUUACCUGCAGAUGGAGUUAACUCAGUUCUCUGUAACUGUUCCGAGUUCAUCCAUUAUGUUUUCAGUAUUUUUCAUGUAUUUUCAAAUGUUCACAACAACAAGUAAAAGUUUGAAACAAACAACCAGAAAAAUCUUGUUAGCAAACUAUAAAACAGCAUCAUUAGACUGUAACACACUGUAGUAAGUGCCUUUUUGUAAUCAUUUUACUGACUGUAUUUUUUAUAGUUUCUUUAAAGCUCAUUUUAGUAACUUUUGGUUAUAAUGAUUUCAGCGCCCCCUGUGGACAAAGUGCUCUUUCAGUCAACAUGUAAAUGCAAGCAUCUCUAGUUUGAGUCAAGCAUAUUUCAUGUCUGUAUACCUGUGUUUUGACUUGAGAACACUGGGAUGUUCUACCGAUUUACACAUUUCCAACAGGGUAACACUUCUGCUUCUUUCUGUGACCCCAUGUGUAAGUCAGCGUGAACUUCAUGUCCCAAGCUGUUGUGCAGACAUUCCAGUUGUGCUUCAUCCUGAUUGAGCAGGAGUUUUAUUGCCACAUUUUAGUCUUGCGGGCCAAAAUACAGUCACCAUGUGUUGAAAUAUGACUUUUUAUCCAGUUGUGUACCACCCAAAGGUGCCACUUAUCUCAGCCUGGGCCCGCCCACCUCCACUCUGUCUCUCACUAUACCUUCUCUUUUAGAUCUGGGUGGUUUUCCUGCUGCUUCUUCACAGUGUUUAUCCUUGUCUUUUGGCACUAUGUUUCCAAUCACUCCAAUGCAAUUAUUGCCUCACCUGUUGGCCUCAUCUCCUGCGUCAAAUACUACCUACUUGGCUAUAAAAAUAGCUCUGGUUAAACCUUUUGAGUAAAACAGAAAGAACGCACAGUCUGAAUCACCAAGGGCUCUUCUAGUCCUGCACUUUUUGUUUGGGUUUGUUUGUGCAUUCCAAAGAAUCAAGUAGGAGAACCAAUAAACUUCAAUUCACUCCUUGAAUAUGUAGCUUGAUGUGUUUAAUCUCAUCCUUCACGAUUUCAUGGUCUGUUUCUUUAGAGUAAAUCUAAUCUCUUGUGUGCACACUGCAAUCUUACACGUACUUAAAUGACCUUAAAGUGAUAUAAAAGAGCACAGUAGAGCACAUGUCAUUGUUUCAGAUGAGAUAGGAGAAAGCGUAUUCAUGUUUGAAUGACUGUAAUUACCCAUUAUGAUCUCUGCAUAGCGUUACAGUGUAUUGAUACUGAUUUGUCCUGGUUAAACAAUAUGUCUUAUCAAAGAGGGAUUCUGCACGCCACUCAAAGAUUUAAGCACCACAAACCAUAAAUAAAGGACUCACAGUGACAAGUUGAAACAA